GUACAAUUUGAUUUUGACGUGUAACCUAUCGCUUUCCCUUUAUUUACAAAAACUGAUUUUAAAUUGUUUAAUUAAUUCGAUAUGUCUACCGGUCAAUGGGAAGUUGUUGGUAAGAGCAAAAAGUCGCAGAAUGGAAAGGUUAAAUCUAAGGAGGAAACUAAAAAGGCAGUGAAAAAUGGUCCAAAACUCGAAGAUGUCGUGCCCCACUCACAAAUAAAGUCCUUUUAUGAGGGUAUGGAAAUCGAUGAUGAUAGAAAACCUACCAAAGAUAAAAAGAAAGAAGGAGAGAAGAAGUCAAAGAAGCAACAAGAUAAAAAAACAGAGCCUCCGAAACCUAAACCCCCAAAAACCAUAGAAGGAGCUUUCCAAGCUAUUGAUCCAGAAGAGUUAUCAACAAUUAUUGCAACAAACAAAGUGAGAUUUUCCAAUGCACCUCUAGUUUGGCUCAAAGAAGUGGCCAACUUUUUGAAUUCCAAGACUCAAAUUGAAAUUGAUGACCCCACAUUUGCUAGCAGUCCCUCUGAUUACCCACUGUGUAUUGUACCAGAGCCUAUAAGAAGCAGUCUUGAGAAUGUUUUAAGAGAUGCAGGCAAAGCAAAUACACAAUUGUUUUUUGAUGUUACUCUUACUGCAUUGGCCAAUGAUAUGAGUAGAGGUCAACAAGUUAAUGGUCAUAGACUGUUACUCCAAAUGCUUGCUAAAGAGAGCCCUGAAUUCUGCAUAGCAUCAGUAGCGAAAAGUGCAAGUCUUAGAAAUUCUUAUCAGAAUCGGCCACCAAUUGGUUUAACAUUGCUGUGGGCUUUUGGGCAAGGUGGAUUAAGUGAUUUUUCUGUUGGAUUAAAAGCUUGGCAAGAAUUGUUUCUCCCAAUAGCAGAAUUAAAGAAUUAUUCGAAAUACGUGAUAUCUUACUUAAACCAGUUGUUAGAUAACCACACCAGCAUGGAUAAUGUGAAAGUUACUCAGGAUCAGCUGUUUGCCAUGUUUGAUAUGGUUAAUAACAAAAGGAAUAGUUUAACGAAGGAUCUAUCAAGUGACCUUAUCAUGCAAUUAAGUAAAUAUAAGGAUAUAUUUUUCGCUCAAAGUGGCAGUAAGUUACAAGUAUUGUUCAAUCAAAUAAUGAAGAAAUUGCCCAACCAAUAUCUGAGUGGUAGCGGCUUGGACCCAUACAACAAAGUCCUGGUGGAAUGUCUUGUUGACUGCCUUCAAAAAGACGAUUCAUGCAAUGCCACUUGGAGACAGUUGUUCCAUAAAUGUAGCAAGCAAUCUGCAACUCUGCUUGAAUAUAUCGAUAACAACUGGAUCAAUGUUAGUCCAAAGCUGAAACUGAGGUCGUUGAAGACAACAGUCCUGCAGUUCAAGGAAGUGAGUGGCGAAGCUCUCAAAGGCAAGAAGAAGGAUGAAACUGUCGUCAAAACAAACAAGAUAUGCCAGGAUAUUCUAGACAGAAUGACAAGCACUAGAAGAUUCCCAUGGCUGUGGGCCAGCUUCUUUUUGUUUUUGAGUAUCGCAGGAUUAGUUACAUAUGAUGUCUCAAGAGUUAAUGGUGACUUCCCAAAGAGUACCACAGGAAAACUGUUCAAGGACCUUGGUAUUUUAGAACACAGUCAAAAAGCAUGGCAAAAAACACUGUCAACAUCUGCACGAGGCUACAUUUGGCUAGAGAUGAAUGCACCUACUUAUUAUGAGCAAACAGUUGAAGUAUGCAAGCCAUACUUACAGCUCUCAAAGGAUGUGUUCUUUAUUACCGUAAAGAAAGUUGGCAUAUUGUAUGGAAAUGUACAAGAGUAUGUAAUGGAGAAGACACCUGUGGUGGUAGCUACUAUUGAGCAGUAUGCACCAGGUCUUGUAGAAAAUGUGCAAAGUUAUGCCAUGUCAGGAUAUGCAGCCGUUAGAAAGUUCACUAUUGACUAUUACCAACUGUCAGUUGAAUAUUUGAAAACUAAAGUAUUUGUUGGUGAAUGGGCACCGGAAAUGCUUCAGAACAAAACUCAAAUGGCACUCAAUGUUACCAGGAACCACAUGUCCACCUACUUCCACUGGUUCAGGGAACAAGUCCACUUAUACUCUGAAAUACCUUGAAGUAGAAUAGUGGCAUUAAUAUGCUUAUGUUCUGUGUACAGUUUUCAAAUGGAGAAUUGAGCCAUCUAUUUUUAUUAAUAAUAUAUGAGUUUUGCUUGCAUGUUGUUUAGGAAUAAUUGCAACAGCAUACUAAUUAUGAUUUUAUUAGUUUUCAAAUCUUAGAAGUUCAAGUGAAUUUUUAAUGAAAUAUGUACUUUUGUUUUUUAUAAGUACUAAUAAUAUGUUUCUAGGGCAAGUAAAAAAAUAAAGAUAUGUGAGCGUCGAAAGUAUAUGAUAUGAUACGGUCUUUAUAGACUUCUGUAAGGUGUUUGUGUAAUAACUUUAUUUUGGUCUAUGAAACAUUAAAGGUCGCUGACCCCUACCUGACAAUAAUAAGAAAUAUUACACAGAAACGAUAUCUAUACAUUCUAUGAAUACACCCGUGUCGCUUUCUUUCAACGCUCACUUAAUACUUUAAGGUACUCCUUUUUUGUCUGCCCUUAAAACAGACUAUAAUAGUGAUUCUUCUCUUAUAUUUCGAAUUAACAUAUUUUUUUAUAGAAAGUUCUAUCAAACAAAAAUGAAUUCUUGUUUAUAAAUAAUUAAUCAAAUAUGCAUAUUUUUAUAGUUUGCUUUAAAAAAAUGAAGCACAAAAUGAUUGCACAAUUCUCCAUAUGAAAAUUUCGAUACAUAUUUUGUCUUCAUCAACAGCAAUAGUGAAAUAACGAGUACAACAUUCUCUGAAUUGUUACUAAAACAUUUGAAUCUUAUAGUUUUAUUUAUUGUUGACCUUCAAAUAGUGUUUAUUGGAUUUAGAUUUCAUCAUUGAUGCAAUAAUUUCAACCAUAUCAUGAUCACUGAACAUCAUAACGAAUUAAAUUAUUUUUUUACUCAUCUCCAUGACAAAUUAUUAGUUAUAACUAUUUUUCGAAAUUGAUUCAGUAUUUGAAAUUGUCACAUUCCGAUCAUGCAUUUAAAUUAUACAUGUUAUUAUGUUUCACAUACAAAAAGUUUAGACCAGAAAUCGAUUUGUUUUGUAUGAAAAUAUAGUUCUGUAAGUUUUUAGUAUAUUUAUUUGUGUUGAUGAAUGAUUGUGUGUUUUUAAAUAUACGAUACGAAAU
Diatraea saccharalis (sugarcane borer) is the source of this 3179-nucleotide messenger RNA. The record is from the annotation of a GenBank genome assembly. Lineage: Eukaryota; Metazoa; Arthropoda; Insecta; Lepidoptera; Crambidae.